Molecule: messenger RNA, 438 nt
Organism: Knipowitschia caucasica
Lineage: Eukaryota; Metazoa; Chordata; Actinopteri; Gobiiformes; Gobiidae
Source: the annotation of a GenBank genome assembly
AUGACCUUCUCCAUCCGUAAAACCGAUCCAAAGAAAACCAUCACCGUUGGCAGCUUCAGGCUCAGCCCCGACGGGACCAUGCAGGACAAAAAGGUCCCCCUGGCUCGCUCUGAGCUGCACCUCUCUGAACUCUUAGAUGGAGUUUGUGAUAAAAUGAACGACUAUGCUUUGCACAAAGACCCUGACACACAGGAGUCAAGCUACAGACGCUUUGCCCCCAGAGAUGGACAAGGUAUGGGCGACCUGCCCGACUUCAGCCACUUCCAGUUCCAGGGACCAGAGGCCAACGCACUCAAGUUUGCAUGUGAGACUAUUCGAGAGGAGCUGGAGGACGACAUCAUCGCCCUGCUCAAGGAAUCAUCCGACGUGGAGCAGGAGCUGUGUAGAGGAGUCUCAGGUUACUGUGUAGAUGGUGGUCAUGGAAACGAGGAGCUGUGA